Cladocopium goreaui is the source of this 826-nucleotide messenger RNA. The record is from the annotation of a GenBank genome assembly. Lineage: Eukaryota; Dinophyceae; Suessiales; Symbiodiniaceae.
UUGCACGGACGGUUUCCAGCCAUUGCAAACGCCUUGCAGCCAUGACUGCAGAGUGUGAGGAACUUCUACCGCCAUGGCUGAAAAGCGACGACUUGCAGGUACGAACACCCAUGAAGUUGCCAAGGAUACCCCAACCCCCGGCCCUGCCGAAUACAUCCUGGAUGCUGAUCCUGGAAGAGCGACGCCGCGCGACUGAAGAGCGGCUUGGACCAAAGGCAGAUUACCCAAAGCCACGCACCAAACUCCGUGGCCGUUCCCCGAGAGUGCCCAAGGAGGACUCGGAAGAUUGGAGCCGUGAGGCAUCCACACUCGACAGAAGGACCCUGGCGAGACUCUUGGGUGACCUGAAGGACCGCCUGGCUAGGGAACGAAAGAUGACUUCGGCAACUGAGGCCAAGCUGGCCAAGCUGGCAACCAGGACUGGGAAUUCCGGGAAUUCCGAAAGUCGUUUAGAGAGAGCGGCCGUGGCGGCCAUCUCUGCUUCGGCUCCUGCUCUACAGCCGAGAUCAUCGAAGUCGAGUUACAGCCUCCAAUGCCACCUCUUUGAUGGGGAUUUCCAAAAAGCACUGUGUCGACACGGUCCUCACAUACCUGAAGUUCGCCUGACCAAAGAGUGAAGUAACGCAGUAAAGAGUAUGUUCAAAGCAAUUCGCCAAGAAAAUCCGAGACUUGCCCCAAGAAAUUUUCCAAACUCUCCAAAUGACUCUUUUGAGUUUCCGAUUUCAGACUGCUGCUUGGAUUGCGUCGUUUCACAGAUGACUCCGCGCCUCAAAGGGGACGCCCGCGGAGGAAACAGGUGGAGAAACCCUUCAACACACCAUAAAAC